GUGCUGAGCCGAGCCGAGCCGAGCCGGGACGGGACGGGACGGGACGGGACGGGACGGGACGGACGGGACGGGACGGGCUGCGCUCUGCACCGCCGCCAUGGAGAUGACCUUCUUCUUCUCAGAUAGGCUGGUGCUGCUCUUUGACUUCUGGAGCGUGCACAGCCCCACAGGGCUGGUGCUGUCUGUGCUGGUGAUCCUGCUGCUCUCUGUGCUGUAUGAAGUGGUGAAGAUGGGCAAAGCCAGAGUGCUGCAGCGGGCACUGCUGGCCGUGCCCCCCAGCCUCAGCCAGGACACGCUGCUGGGCCCCAACGAGGGGGAUGGUGGUGGUGGGGACAGUGAGGACAGCUGUGUCCAGGAGCAUGAGGCCGUGCAGGGCAGGUGGUUCCGGUACCAUAUGGGCCAGACCUUGCUCCAUGUGGUUCAGGUGGUGGUGGGCUACACGCUGAUGCUGGCCGUCAUGUCCUACAAUGCAUGGAUCUUCCUUGGGGUGGUUGCAGGCUCUGCCAUCGGCUACUUUGUGGUGUACCCACUGCUCUGGGUGGGCAACGGGGCUGUCACCUCUCAUCCCAUCCAGUAGCACUGUCACUUCUGCUGGCUCUGUCCUUGUCCCUGUGCCAUGCAGGAUGCAGAGCCCCACGGAUGCAGUGCUGGGAUGCGCAGUGCUGGCAGGAUGGGGCUGGCUCUGGGACUGUCCCCUGCUCUGCCACUGCUGCUGCCAUCCUUGUGCUCUCAGGGAGCUUUAUAGCUGUGGGAUGGGGUUGAUGGCUGCUGGGGGGCACUGGGAUGCUCCAGGUGUGUGCUGGGCAGGACUCAGCCCUGCUCAUGCCCCUCACUCUGUGCCUUGUGGGUGCAGGGUUCUGCCUCGUGCACCUCUUUUUUAGCACUUUAGGGUUAGAGUCAGGGGGUGCUGCUGCUGGGAUGCCCAUGGCAAUGAAACCAUCGCAUCACUCAGCUCUUGGCUGCUGCGUGCUGCAGAGCAAAGGGAGCCCCGGCUCGCAGCAAGGUUUAGGAGUAAGGAUGCUCUCCUCUGGUUUUAAAUAAAGCUUUUUUUCUCUUUUA
Messenger RNA from Meleagris gallopavo (turkey), 1059 nucleotides. RefSeq names its product solute carrier family 31 member 2 (gene SLC31A2). Lineage: Eukaryota; Metazoa; Chordata; Aves; Galliformes; Phasianidae. Gene Ontology annotation, biological process: copper ion transmembrane transport. Gene Ontology annotation, cellular component: membrane. Gene Ontology annotation, molecular function: copper ion transmembrane transporter activity. The record is from RefSeq and is a predicted model, not a curated record.